Messenger RNA from Penicillium paradoxum, 648 nucleotides. RefSeq names its product Bromodomain associated domain protein. The record is from RefSeq and is a predicted model, not a curated record. Gene Ontology annotation, molecular function: protein heterodimerization activity. NCBI's taxonomy places the organism in Eukaryota, Fungi, Ascomycota, Eurotiomycetes, Eurotiales, Aspergillaceae. The transcript has a single exon. The coding region runs from base 1 to 648 and encodes 215 amino acids.
AUGUCAGGCCCAAACCUUCAUAAUGCUCUCCUCCGACCUCCAAUCAUCCAAAUCCUCCGCGCCCAAGGCUUCCACUCCACACGUCCUUCAGUUCUUGAGUCUAUUCAAGAUCUGACUGGACGAUACCUGAUGAUUCUUGCCUCAGCUGCAGCUGAGCAUGCGGCAAAUGCGCAUCCACACGACCCAAUCCCGACCCUCGAAGACAUCUACCAAGCUUUACAAGAUGCAGGAGCCAUACGUCCACAACUCCGCGAAUGGGAGGAAGAAUGGCAAGGCGAAGAAGAUUUACGGGGUCUUGAAUCUUUCAUCGGAUGGAUUACUGGCCCAGCCCACCGAGAAAUUCGACGCAUUGCUGGCUUCGUGCCCAGCGAGGGCGACAUAGUGGAUCCUGAUGCAAUUGAAAAGGAGGAUUACUUGACAGCCUUAAAAAAGAAACACAGUAAAACUGGCGAGGAGUCUCGUUAUGCUGGAACUGUACUGGGAAAGAGCGCCGAGGAACACGCCAUCGUCAUUGAAGGUGGUGUCCCCAGCAUUGACGGUUGGGGCGCGCAGGUUCGCGCCCGGUCCGCGGAGGCGAUGGAAAGCGAUACCUCAGGUGUAAGCAGCGCACCGAGCCAUCUCUCCGAAGAUGAAACUAUGGGAGUGUGA